AUGCCGGGCAUGGACCAGCGUGAGCUCGAGUCGCGCGUAAAGGCGCUGACCAAGGUCGUGGCCGCCAACGAGCCGCCGGAGAAUGCGCUGAAGCUGCUGGAGUCGCUCAAGAAGGAUGCGUCACCGACCGAGGAGAUGCUACGGGCCACGCGCGCAGGUGUCUUUGUCGGCAAACUGCGGUCAAAUCCCAACAAGGAGAUUGCUCGAGCCGCCUCCGAACUCGUCAUCAAGUGGAAGAAGCUCGUCGAGCAGGAAAAGAACUCCAAGCUGCAAAAGGCAAAGAUGGGCUCCCCGUCAGCACCCGCCGCCGCAUCGCCGCCCAACCCGUCGUCCGCCAACGCUGCGCCCAGCAGCGGCGCCAAGAAGGCGUUCAAGGGCGACCCCGAGAAGCGCAAGUUCGACACCGACGGCGUCAGCAUCAAGCGUACCGAGUCCAACGUCCGCAACCAGUGCAUCGGCCUCUUGUACAACGGCCUCGCUUACCGAUCCACCGAGUCCGAGAGCGAUGUCAUCGCCAAGGCCGUUGCCGUUGAGAGCGCCCUGUUCACCCUCCUCAACGGCGAGGGCGCCGAGUACAAGAAGAAGAUCCGAUCGCUCUUCCAAAAUCUCAAGAGCAAGUCCAAUCGGGACCUGGGCAAGAGAGUCCUGUCAGGAGACAUCUCGCCUGAUCGAUUCGUUAGCAUGACGGACGAUGAGCUCAAGAGCGAGGAGCGCAAAAAGAUGGAGAUGGAGCUGGAAAAGGAGAACAUGAAGAAGGCCCAGGUUCCGAUGGCGGAGAAGAGUAUCAGCGACAGCCUGGAGUGCGGCAAGUGCAAGAAGAAGAGGGUCAGCUACACCCAGGCACAGACACGAAGUGCUGAUGAACCGAUGACGACGUUUUGCGAGUGUAUGAAUUGCGGCAACCGGUGGAAGUUCUCAUAA
Messenger RNA from Trichoderma harzianum CBS 226.95, 921 nucleotides. RefSeq lists its product as hypothetical. Gene Ontology annotation, cellular component: nucleus. The coding region runs from base 1 to 921 and encodes 306 amino acids. NCBI's taxonomy places the organism in Eukaryota, Fungi, Ascomycota, Sordariomycetes, Hypocreales, Hypocreaceae. Gene Ontology annotation, molecular function: zinc ion binding; RNA polymerase II transcription regulatory region sequence-specific DNA binding. Gene Ontology annotation, biological process: regulation of mRNA 3'-end processing; transcription elongation by RNA polymerase II; DNA-templated transcription. The record is from RefSeq and is a predicted model, not a curated record. The transcript has 3 exons.